AUGGCUUCACAUCUUAACAUCGGACUCCCACAAAUCCAUACCGCGAAAGGGAAGAAAUGCAUUCCUCCGACCAAUGAUUUCAUCGCAGGCACCUGGCACGUAACCCACUCCAGCCUUCCACUGUGGAAAGGCAAGCAGAACGUCAACAUCACCUACGAGCUGCUCCCUCCCGACUCCUCAGGCGUCAUCAAGAUCGAUGACCUAGUCAAGUACCAAGCUGCUGAGUCGGAGAAAAUAAAGUCAGUCCAUGGUAUUGACACCCCAAGCCCAGGUAAUCAAGGUGCUUGGGACUGGCGAGGCAAAGGUUGGCUGAUGAUCGCGAGCUCGCAUUGGGAGUGCCUUGGGUGUGGCCGUACAGAUGAUGGCAACCAGUGGGUUGUUACAUACUUUGCCAAAACCCUUUUCACGCCUGCUGGGAUUGACAUCUAUUCUCGGUCCAAAGAAGGCCUUCUUCCGACAUUUGUCGAGGAGAUUCUCAAAGCACUCAGGGAGCUCGGGGUCGUAGAGAUCACGACGCUGGCCAACGAAAUCUUCCAGGUCCCGCAGAACUAA
Molecule: messenger RNA, 552 nt
Organism: Aspergillus puulaauensis
Lineage: Eukaryota; Fungi; Ascomycota; Eurotiomycetes; Eurotiales; Aspergillaceae
Exons: 1
Coding region: 1-552 (183 amino acids)
Source: RefSeq, a predicted model, not a curated record